Messenger RNA from Patiria miniata (bat star), 4097 nucleotides. RefSeq names its product protein disulfide-isomerase A5-like (gene pdia5). The transcript is spliced from 23 exons. Gene Ontology annotation, biological process: protein folding. The record is from RefSeq and is a predicted model, not a curated record. Lineage: Eukaryota; Metazoa; Echinodermata; Asteroidea; Valvatida; Asterinidae. Bases 113 to 2428 code for a protein of 771 amino acids. Gene Ontology annotation, cellular component: endoplasmic reticulum. Gene Ontology annotation, molecular function: protein disulfide isomerase activity.
GCAGCACCAUUUGAGCAUGUGUGAAUGGUGCACACACGGCCUUGAAUGAGUUAGGUUAGCGGACGUGGCAUUAACUUUCCUUCCCCCGUGCGUUUGGAACCUGGAAUCCAGCAUGGAACUCCUAAGGAAAUACUCUUGGCUGACCCUUCUGGUAGGGCUGUGUUUCUUUACGGCAUUCCUGGCAGUGUCUGAAGCCAAGAAGCCCAAGAGCCAGAACAUCCUCGCUGUCGAUGACAUGAAAGAAUUCAAGAAACUUCUCCGGACGCGGAAUAAUGUAAUGGUUUUGUUUUCAAAAACCGCUAAAGAUGCCAAUUCCUGGAUGGAUGUUUACGGUGAAGUUGCCACGGAGAUGAAGGGACUGGCCACACUUUUAACUGUUGAUUGCAGUGAUGCCAAAAAGCUCUGCAAGAAAGUGAAAGUCUCUCCCAGCAACGUAGUCCUUAAGCACUACCAGGAAGGUGAAUUCAACAGAGACUAUGACAGAAGGAAGAAUAAAAAGUCCAUGAUAUAUUUCUUGAACAAUCCUACGGAUGACGCACCUUGGAUGGAAGAUCCUACAGCAAGCAGCGUACGACACAUAGAAUCUGGAAAGGAGCUGCAGAGAAUGUUAGCCAAGGAGAAGAAACCAAUCCUGCUGAUGUUCUACGCUCCGUGGUGUGGACAUUGCAAGAAGAUGAAGCCAGAGUUUGCUGGGGCAGCCAAGGAACUCAAAGACUCAGCGGUCCUAGCUGGUCUUGAUGUUGAUAUACCUACCAACUAUGAGGUUCGCACAGCAUACAAUAUUACUGGCUUCCCAACAAUAUUAUAUUUUGAGGAUGGGCAACGAAAGUAUGACUACGGAGGUGAAAGGGACCAAAAUGGCAUCAUUGAAUGGAUGAAAAACCCGCAGCCGCCUAAGGAACCGGAACCGGAAGCCCAAUGGAGCGACGAAGAGUCUGAGGUUGUUCACCUCACCGACGACACCUUUGACAGUUACCUAGAGGGACAUGAGUCAGUCCUGGUCAUGUUCUAUGCACCAUGGUGUGGUCAUUGCAAGAAAAUGAAGCCAGAAUACACGGACUCAGCUCAACAAUUAACGGAGGAAGGGCUUUCAGGAGUGUUGGCUGCAGUGGAUGCUACAAAAGAAAAGGCUGUAGCCCAACGUUUUGAAAUCAAAGGCUUUCCUACUCUCAAAUAUUUCAAGAGUGGAGAGUUUGCUUGGGAUUUGAAUGAAAGAACAGGAGAAAAAAUCCAGGAGUUUAUGAGAGAUCCUUCGGAACCUCCUGCUCCACCCCCUCCUGAACCCAGCUGGAGUGACCAGGAGUCAGCCGUCCUGCACCUAACAGGAGACAACUUCAAGACGGUCACGAAGAAGAAGAAGCACAGUCUGGUCAUGUUCUAUGCACCCUGGUGUGGACACUGCAAGAAGGCCAAGCCGGAAUUCACGGCCGCUGCUGACCAGCUUAAAGAUGAACUGAAGGUUGCCUACAUUGCCGUUGAUUGCACCGACGACAAGAGCAAGGAAAUGUGCUCGACGUAUGGUGUAACUGGCUACCCAACGUUGAAGUACUUUGUGUACGGCAAAGACCCUGUGCCUUAUAGUGGAGGAAGAGAGGAGAUUGACUUUGUGCGUUUCAUGAUGUUGCUGGUGAACCCCGACGCGGCGCCCCCUCUUCCGGAGCCGGUAGUGGAGGACUUCUUUGCAGAGCUGGACGGAGGGGAGAACGUCUUACAACUCACCGACAGCACCUUUGAUGAUGUCAUCAACAAGGAAGAAUCAGUCUUGGUCAUGUUCUAUGCUCCCUGGUGUGGUCACUGCAAGAUGAUGAAGCCUGCCUUCUCAGAGGCUGCAACUCUCCUCAAGGAGGCAGAAACACCAGGCGUGCUAGCCGCAGUGGAUGCAACUGUCAACAAGGCCCUGGCGGCUAAAUACGAGAUCCGAGGUUACCCACUAUUAAAAUAUUUUAAAAAUGGAGAAGCAAAUGAUUACGUGUCGGGACGGUCUACAGAAAACAUUGUCGACUUUAUGAACAAUCCAAGUGAAGCGGCCACGCCAAUCCCCCCUACCCCGGAACCCAAGUGGAGCGACGUGCCCAGCGCCGUCAACCAUCUCACCCAGGCAAACUUCAAGUCUUUUACGGAGACCAACCGGUACGUCUUGACGAUGUUCUACGCUCCGUGGUGCGGUCACUGCAAGGCCGCAAAGCCAGCGUUCCAGGACGCGGCCCAGGUAGUCAAAGACGAGGAAGGGAUGGAGCUGGCUGCUGUGGACUGUACUGUGGAAAGAGAUCUGUGCAGCGACUUCGAAGUCCAAGGGUUCCCUACUUUCAAACUUUUUACGGAGGGCUCCCCCACGGAAUACCAGGGCGGCCGGACGAAAAGCGAUUUUUACAACUUUAUGCAAAGCCUGAAAAGCGGAGCCGGGGACCAGCCAAAAGAAGAGCUCUGAUGACAGCUACCGGGCAAAGUGGUGUUCGUAGCAACCAUUUCGGUUUAUCAUUUUAUAUUAUUACAUACACGGUUUGGAGGUGGAGGGAAUUCUUUUUAUACCCAUUUACCCCCCCAAAAUUUACCUGUGACUUGACAUUCAUCCUGAAGAAUAUCAACCUUGGGGUCAACAUGAGGUCAUGAGGAAUUGGGGUCACGACCUUUGCUCUUUCAUAUUUUAUUAUUUUUGUGAAAUGCGCCAUAUUUUGUAAAUCUGUAGUGUAAUGGCUUUAACAAUGUGUUUAAUUUUCUAAACGUUUCUAAACUCACAAACGGUUUUUUGCAUUAAAACAGAUGGAGUCAAAACAAUACUACACAAUAUACAAUACAUCCUUUCAGCAUCAUCAGCAUAAUAAGUAAACCAUCAAUUGUGAGGUGUUCUUGCAAAAUGAGAUGCCAAAACAGGGCACAGGUCGUAGUUGAGAAUUGUUUUUAAAGAUUUUCAUAUUUGUUGAUACAUGCACUUUAAAGAAAUAGAAUAAAAUUGUGAAAUGAAAGCGUUUUUAAGGAAAAAACAAUUGGGCAUCUUUCUUAUUCACAUCUACAAAACAGUUGGAACUUUAAAGGUAUUUUUCUCAGCAUUUCACUGCCAAUAAUUCAACUGUUUUCAACAAAUAUUCAAGUAAACAUUGGUGGAUUUUUUUAUUUGAUGUCUCAUUCAAAAGAAAGAGCAAAUCCAUUUUUCGGGGUGAAAAUUUCAAAAUAGCACGGGGACUGCAUCUUUUAAUUAUAUCUUAGAUUUUUUUAUUCAUUUAAUUAUGUUCUGAAUUUGUCAUUUGAGAUAUUUUCUUUCAUUUAGACAAUUUAUUGGGGAAGAAAAACAAUUUAAGGUGUUUUGAAAUAAUGUAAAUUUUACUUUUUUGGUUUAUUUUCGAGGAAUCCUAAAUUUUCUCAGUUGUAGGUACAGGUACUUAAGUUUAUUUUGUUGCGCAGGUAAUUGUGUGAAUUUCUUUAAAUUUGUAUACGUAUGGGUUGAUUUCUUAUAUUUCAGCUUGCUAUUUUGAAGUCUUCCUAUUUUCACUAUCAUUUAAGCUAUGAUUGGUUUCAUUUUUGGGUCUUUGGGCAUUUUGAAAAUUAUUUCCAGAGCAUCAUUUUUGACAUUAAUCUCCAAAAUAAAUCUUGGUAGAUACAGUUGGUAUUCGAAUCUUCUGUGUCACCACCAAAUUGUUUCCUUACUUGGGAUAGGCCUUCUAAGGGUUCAGAAUUUCCAUUUCGUGAAGUAAUAAUUUAACGCUUUAAAUAACCGUCUCCAGCAGUGAAACCUUGGGGGGGGGGGGAGGGGGGUCAGUGUACUUCAUAUGGCUUAAUGUUUUGUUUAACAGUAUACAAUUUUGAGCAAUAAUAAUAUUCAUCCAUCUUUAGCUACUCGAAUCAUGUUUUCAACAUUUCAGGAUUAUUUCAUCAUGUUAAUUAAGAAAACAGCAAUAACUUGGGCAUUUUGCCUGUAGAACUGGCUCUUUGUAAUAAAUAAAACUUGGCCUUUGUUUUUGUGAUCGGGCGCGACACUAGUUUGGUUGUGCGUUGUUUCAGUUCAGUGUAAAAAAAACCAAAAAUGGUGAAAUUUAGACUCGUUUCUCAGUUAUGUUUCAUCAUUUUUACCGAAUGCAGUAAAAUGAAUAUAAUGAUCUACC